Molecule: messenger RNA, 2444 nt
Organism: Cucumis melo (muskmelon)
Lineage: Eukaryota; Viridiplantae; Streptophyta; Magnoliopsida; Cucurbitales; Cucurbitaceae
Product: acid phosphatase 1-like
Exons: 4
Coding region: 1443-2204 (253 amino acids)
Molecular function (GO): acid phosphatase activity
Source: RefSeq, a predicted model, not a curated record
GAAACACUCCAUCAGGAUUUUCUAUAUUUUGUUCCUCUUCACCUCCCAUAACCAGCUAGAUUGCAGGCCAACCUUACCCCUUUCCCAGAUGGUAGCUUCGAAUAUCAUCUCUGUCAAGGUUGGGACAUUCCUAUAUGGAUAGUCACUCUCUUUUCUUAUGGUAUGUUGCAUAAUGUUGGGUCUAGGUUAAUUUGACAGCAAAAUGGGUUUCAUGAGGAAUGUGGUGCUCCCAGACUUAGUCAUGUAUCAUUUCUUAAUUAUAAUGGUUUGAUACAGUUACAAGUCUGGAAAAUCGACGUAGUCCAUCGUUACAGAUGUGUGUAAAAUUUCUAGCUCACAUCUGUUCCAUUUGGUCUCUACAUUCAUAUUAUCGUUCUUAAGCUUACCACGUUCCUCGUUAGAAAUCUUCUUGGGUCAAUUAUAUAUUAGACAUAUUAAUCCUGAUUGGAAAGUGUGUUUUCAAUUAGAGACUAUUGUUCAAUUUGGCUUGCUCAAAGUUGCUUUGCACGUUUAGGGUUGAUACCGUUGAAAUGGGGUUUUAGACUUAAUAAGAUUUUGAAUUGGUUAAUAAAAAAUUUCAGGAUAAGAACGUUUGAUCUAAUAAGUCAUCUUUGAAGAGAGUUUUGAUGAUUGAAACAUAAGAGCUUGUAGAGAUUGCGUUUAGGAAGAACGGAUUGGAGAUGUAGAAACAUUCUUAUUAAUCUGUGAUUUAAUCUUACUUUAGGCUGGAUAAUGCCUGUCAUUACGUUUGUUGAUCGUGAUAUUUCAUGCUUAGUCUAUGUUGAAUUUGAUGCUUCAACACUGACCUGUCUCACAUGCGAUUUUGCCGCCAACUUCAAGUUAUUUGAUUAUCUUAAUUGAAAAUAUGGAGAUUAAUUAAAAUGAAGAAUUAAAGGGUUAUAGGUUAAAAUCAUAUUAUCAAGGAAAAUCAAGUCAUUGUCACUCAAUAUGUAUCCUUCAGCGUGAUAAAUUUCUUAACUUUCAAUCCAUUUUGUUACUAUAUUUCGUUAAUAUUGAAUUGUUACAAAAUUGAAAUUACAAACUAAAUUUGUGAGGCCAACGACAUAUUUGGAGACAGCAAUUUUCAAUCAUGAUAUUAAAUCAUUUCAAACUUAUUGCAAACAUGCACUAAAUCAUUGAUGUGUCACUAAAAGACUUAAAUUCGUGUGAAUUUAUUUUGGCAACGUUGACCUAGUAGUUGAAUAUGGGAUUAAUUUCAAAUGAGAGUUGGUUUGUAACACUUGCAAAUGUAAAAAUAUGCAUAAUUUUGUGGUGAGUUUAGAAAUAGAAAAUUCCGGUUGUGGUGUCACACUACUCCUUACAUUCAGGGUCCAUGUGAUCUUAUUUCGCUCAAAUAAUUGACUCUAUCCCCUUAUGAUCUUUCCCAAUCUUCCUACUUAAACGCUUCUAUAUUCCACUUCCAUUUCACAAUCUAGGACAGAAUGGCAAAAUUCUUAUUAUCCAUUUUUAUUUCCCUCUUGAUCACUGCAUCAGCUUCAGACUGGAACAUUCUGUCCCAGCGGUCCAAAUCUGGCGUCAAAAUCAGCCUCAAGAACUACUGUGAAAGCUGGAGAUUGAACGUUGAGCUUCAUAACAUUCGAUUCUUUCGGGUGGUGCCUGAGGAAUGUGUUAGCUACAUUGGCAAAUAUGUUACUUCCACUCAAUACAAAGUCGAUUCCGAGAGGACGAUUGAAGAAUGUGUUGUGUAUCUUUCUAAGGGAUGUGAUCUUAAGGGCGAUGGCACUGAUGCUUGGAUUUUUGAUAUCGAUGAUACCCUUAUUUCCACGGUGCCUUAUUACAAGAAAAAUCAAUAUGGUGGUAAGAAAUUGAACCUGACGGACUUGGAGGCAUGGAUGAGCAAGGCGAGUGCACCAAUUUUGGGGCACACAUUGAGGCUUUUCAAUUUGUUGAAAGCAAAAGGAGUGGACAUCAUCUUGAUAUCAGCAAGAAGAGAAGGACUGAGAUCAGCCACCAUUGAGAAUCUUGUUCAAGUGGGUUACCAUGGAUGGACCAAUCUCAUCUUAAGGAGCCCUGAAGAUGAAAACAAGGGAGUGGAGCAAUACAAGGCAGAUGUAAGAAGGAGAUUGGUGAAUGGAGGGUAUCAUAUUUGGGGGAUUGUGGGAGAUCAAUAUAGCAGUAUUCAAGGAAGUCCGAGUGGAAGAAGGACAUUCAAGCUUCCAAAUCCAAUGUAUUAUGUACAUUAAGCUAUUGAAUUUUGUCUUGCUUUUGGAUAUUUUUCACUCCCAUGAAUCAUGGUGAGGAAGGGAUUGUAUUUUUUGAUCUACAGAGAAAGAGGAAGGGGGAGGAAUGAGUAGAGAUUUGAUGCGAGUGAUGUGAUGAAUAAGUUGAUGGUGUAUUUUGUUUUGAUAUUGUUUGGUUUUAAACCAUGUUGGACCUUUUCAGUGAUGAUUUAGAUGAGAGGUGGGCAUUUCCUUCAUUUCGAA